This is a messenger RNA of Populus nigra (black poplar), 894 nucleotides long. Its product is annotated as hydroxymethylglutaryl-CoA lyase, mitochondrial-like. Bases 5 to 829 code for a protein of 274 amino acids. Gene Ontology annotation, molecular function: hydroxymethylglutaryl-CoA lyase activity. The record is from RefSeq and is a predicted model, not a curated record. Gene Ontology annotation, biological process: ketone body biosynthetic process; L-leucine catabolic process. Lineage: Eukaryota; Viridiplantae; Streptophyta; Magnoliopsida; Malpighiales; Salicaceae. The transcript has 6 exons. Gene Ontology annotation, cellular component: mitochondrion.
AGCAAUGUCGAGUAAUUUGGAAGAGCCGCUUGGUUUCGACAAGUUGCCUAGCAUGAACACCAUUGACCGAAUUCAAAGUUUCUCCUCUAGUGCUUGCCGGCCCAGGGUUGAUGAUAUGGGAAUGGGAUAUUGCUGGAUUGAGGGAAGGGGUUGCAGCUCAUCCAACAGUUGUGAAGUUUGGAAGGAAGAAGAGUUCUUGAAAGGUACACUAAAAUUUGUGAAGAUCGUGGAAGUUGGUCCAAGGGAUGGUCUGAAAAAUGAGAAAAAUAUUGUGCCUACAGAUGUAAAGGUUGAAUUGAUUCAUAGACUAGUAUCUUCUGGGUUGCCAGUUGUUGAGGCCACAAGUUUUGUUUCACCCAAAUGGGUACCUCAGGGCUCAGAUAUUCUCUUGAUUUCCUUUUCCUUCUGUGAUGCUAGUGGAGCUUCUUGUGGAGAAUCCCCCUUGCAAAUGAUAUUGCUCCUCUGGGCUUUUGUUCCCAUGCUUGAAGCUGUAAUGGCUGUUGUUCCUGUCGAGAAGCUUUCCGUCCACUUCCAUGAUACUUAUGGGCAAUCUCUUCCAAAUAUUUAUGUGUCCCUCCAGGUGGGGAUUAGCACAGUGGACUCUUCUAUUGCGGGUUUAGGUGGAUGUCCAUAUGCAAAAGGAGCAUCAGGCAAUGUUGCUACUGAAGAUGUUGUCUACAUGCUUCAUGGACUUGGUGUGAUAAACAACGUGGAUCUGGUGAAACUCCUCUCUGCUGGGGAUUUCAUUUGCAUGCAAUUAGGUUGUCCAUCCGGAUCAAAGACAGCUGUGGCUUUAAGCCAAGUUACAGCCGAUGCCUCUAAGAUAUAAGACGUUUCAGCUAUGCAUGUUUAUACCAGAUAAACUAUUCGGCUGUCUUGUGUGUAUACUUUCUA